Molecule: messenger RNA, 1185 nt
Organism: Magnolia sinica
Lineage: Eukaryota; Viridiplantae; Streptophyta; Magnoliopsida; Magnoliales; Magnoliaceae
Product: F-box protein At5g49610-like
Exons: 1
Coding region: 1-1185 (394 amino acids)
Molecular function (GO): protein binding
Source: RefSeq, a predicted model, not a curated record
AUGGCACGUCCAGCUAAAAUCAGAAGGGAAGUCUCAUGGACUUCUAUUUCUUUGGAAAAAGAGAAGUCUCUGUCAGAUUAUCCUGAAGAGCUAAUCUUGAAUAUUCUCGUUCGCCUUCCAGCUGCAUCUCUUAAUGACCUAAGGCGUGUAUGCAAGAACUGGUUAGACAUAAUCUCUAGUUCUUAUUUCAUACAGUGCCACCUCGCUCGAGUCCAUCCGUACCUCAUCGAAAUAACAACACUUUGGAAUAGUCGGAUUCGUGAUCCGAUUCGUUCGGUGGAUGUAAUAGAUUCUGAAAUAAGGGUGCGAAAUCUGGUUAUAGGUUGUGAUGGGAAGAUCUUAACUACCUGUAACGGAUUGCUUUUGAUAGAAGCCUAUCCCCUAGACGGCAUUUGUAUCUCCAAUCCAGCUACCAAGCAAUUGCUACGGCUUCCAAUAUGUUCUAAAUCUCCGUUUGACGGCUACAAUCUUCCACGUGCGCAACUUCGACUUGACUUUUAUAGGUUUGGAUACGCUCCUUCCACUAGGGAAUAUAAAGUCGUUCACUUCUUCCACGAUGGUUUCCAUCAGUUGUGUGAGAUACUAACCUUAGGUUCGGAUUCAUGGAGAAGGAUUGAUAUCUCAUUUCUCGUUUUGCCAUUCAUAUUCAGUGAGCAACUAUCGCUGAAUGGGGUUUUGCCAUUGAUAUUCACUGAGCAACUAUCGCUAAAUGGGGUUUUGCACUGGGUGGUUGGUUAUCAUUAUAUAAUGUCUAUGGAUGUUGCCCAAGAGACGUUUCAUCAAACACUAAUUCCAAGUUGCAUUAGGCCAAAUUACGAUACAUUUGACAUGUAUGAAACUUUUUAUCUUAAGGAUAUUAGAGGCUCUCCAUCUCUCAUUAACAGAAUCUCUGAUGUUGAAUUUGAGGUUUGGAUCUUGAAGGACUUUCAACUAAAAGAGUGGAUAAAUUUGCGGAAUAUCGACGAGACUGCAAGAGGCUUAAUUAAUCUUAUUCCUCUUCCUAGCUUGAGAAACGACGAGGUUAUGUUCCAAUCUCAUGAAAAGAGAAGCGGGCACUUGGUCUUGUCCACCUACGAUUUAAAACUCCAGACGAUGAUUCAGGUCAAAUUAUAUCCAGAAGACCUUCAGAUUUUAUCUAUGAUUAGUCACUUCGACACCCUAGUUUCUUUGAAGCUUCAAAAAUAA